Messenger RNA from Cydia fagiglandana, 3897 nucleotides. RefSeq lists its product as uncharacterized. Lineage: Eukaryota; Metazoa; Arthropoda; Insecta; Lepidoptera; Tortricidae. The transcript has 2 exons. Bases 579 to 1913 code for a protein of 444 amino acids. The record is from RefSeq and is a predicted model, not a curated record.
UCGUUUUUAGUCGCUUAAUGUUAGAAAAAAUAAAUUUUUUCAUUGUUGUCUAUGCUCCUUCCUUAUAAAAAGCUAGGUGACCAUAGACUAAUUCUCUUUUCACAUCUAUAGCGCCUUAAGAUGUAAGUCACCUGUGUCGUCCUAAAUAAUUUUAAUUUAAUCCUCAACUCCGAAUUCAGUAAUUUACAGUCGUUGUGUGAUAUUAACAUUCUACCAUGAUAUAAUAAUAAAUUGUGCAUGACAGAGGAUUGUUUAAUUUGUGUCCGCCACCAUUAGAGAAAACCUUCCUGUGCAUUCGACUUUGCUGAAAGGUUAGUGGUCCAGACAAUGAAGGUUACAGGUUACUGUUUUAUCCCAGGAAGGGUUUAGAAAUUAGAAUAACAGGUCCUGUGUGUGCUCGAUAAGAAUAAAACUUGAUUGUUGUCGACUUAGACGAGCAUGCGGGAAAAUAACCUCAAAAUGGCGGAAUCACAAAUUCAAUCAUCUCUGCUACGUCAAUGUCAAUCGGAAGAUGAGAUGGACUGACGAGUUAAUGCUAACUAUGCUGUUAUCGUUAGAAGAUUUGUGGAAUUGCGUCGAUGGCUACGACACGAACGGCGGCGACAAUGCGAGGGCACCGGCGUGCAUCUACCCUUUUCCAUUCAACCGAUUUGUAUCAGCUAAUAAGAAAUUGUAUGAUUGUACGAAAUCUAAGGACGACUGUAGAAAGCUCGCUGACGCCUUUGAAGACUACAGACUACAGGAAAGUACUCCUACUUCGAAAGUCACACCGAGUUGAGUACCACAAUUGUACCUGCGUAUCUGUCUACACUGAAGGUGUGAUGAAGCUCGUCGCCCGGCGUGCUGAUAUAGGGAAGAAUGUAGAGGAUGACGAGGCAGCCGACAUGUUGCUCUCCAGUUUGCCAGAAAUUGUUCUAGUGUCCGGUUUGGAAACUGCUGGAUUUACAAACACACUUACUAUUGAGAUUGUCUAUGCAUUUCCUUUACAAGAAGACCAUCGAAUGAGCAACGUUCAAACUGACUAUGAUAUUUCAUCAGCAUAUUUGAUCAAGGAGAAGAUUACCAAGCUUUUAUGCUCGUGUUGCAAGCGCAAUGGAAAAGCGGCCCGCAGAUGUUUUGUGAAGAGGAAGCGUGAGGGAGCAAUAGCGAAUACAGAAGAUAAAGAAGAUAACGCACUGUGUGCUGCGGCUAACUUAGCUUGUCCCUGUCAAGAUGUCAUCGUGGCUCGUGGCGCGAUUGUUCUCCUAGCUAGUAGUCAUGAAGUUCUUCAAGAAUAUAAUAAGAAGGCAUAUUUGAUAUCUGUUGCUAGUGGAGAACUGCUUAUCGGUGAGCUUGUAGGUAAAGUUUCCCUUAGUAAGAAAACUUGUUUAUACAAUGUCAUUUUUGUGCCACAGCUGGCCAGUAAUUUAUUUUCAGUUAUUCAAGUCCCCGUAAAACAUAGUAUUGUUGUCAAUGUUAAAAUACACUGUAGGAUUUAUAAUCAAAUUUUAUGUAAAAUCACAGGCAACUGUUUCUUAUCUACUUACAAAAGUAAUGGGCUUUACAGUCUAAAAUUGCAAGUGCAGCCCAUUCCCGAAUCAGGUCACUCAGCGUCCCUUCGCUCUAGGCAGGGACUACAGAGUGCCAAUGCUGCUGUUCCCGCGCCAAUGCAUUUAUGGUAUAGUGUAGGCGUCUUGGGCUUCUGCAUCGUGAUGGUUUGUAUGUCCUGGGUGGUGGAAUUCAGUGUUGGUGUCGCUUUUCAGUAUGAACACGAUGUGCCAAGCAGCUGCGUACCGUGUCUUACUGGGAAGAUGUCUGUGACAUCUGUUCCCAGGCUGUGCAUUGGAUGUGCUGCUAAACCACUGGAACUGACCCACAGUGACUUGUUGACCAGAUGCAAGUCGGCACUCGGAAUGGAGCCCGCUUCUUGCUGACAUUCUCUGAUGACUGAGCCAGGAGGAGCUUUGGUCAUCUUAUGAAGAAUAAAGAUAUGCGGUAGUAACGCCAGAUGUGCAGUCUCCGCUCUCUGAUCAGUUCCUGUCGCUCGAUGAAGAUGGUGGUGAUGAGGGUGACGUGAACCUGCAAUUUCGACGUCUAGCGCCUAUUUUGCGUGACGCGCUUUGGUAAUUUAACAAGUAAGAAAUCAUGUAUGGGAACUGGUAGACCGGGCUAUGAAAUUAAGUGGGUUCUUAUUAGAAUUUGCAGGUAAUUUGUUGAGCUGUUAGAUAUAAAGUUCAUUUUGUUGCCUGUGGUUACAGUCAAAAGUAGGGUAAAGUUUUUUUUGUUUUGGAUAUCAAUAUGCCAAUUGUAAGACAUUAAACCCUCAGACUUUUGCUUAGUAUUUCAAAUCAGCCGGCGCUACGUUAUGGUUCGUAUAGACGUUACAUUUUUUUUUUAACGGUAAUUUUUGAUGAACCAUCUAUCUAUAUGGAGCAACCAGCUGGUUAUGAAAUAAUAUUAAAGUAUGUUUACUGAGAAAAAGCAUCGACGGCUUGAAGCAAGCAUGUCAUGUAAAAUGUAAAAGUUUACAGUUUUAAAUGAAAAUGGCUGCAAACAAAGUUAUUGCGAGCCUUAUGUUUAUGUUAAGAUAACCAAAGAUGAAUCUAUUAUCAUUAUUAUGUCUUAGCAUGAUUUGUAUAAUUUCGUUAUGGCUGUAAACAAAGUAUAAUGUGAGCCUUAUCUCUAUGCUAAGAAAUAACAAAGGUUUAAAUAUUUUUCUUAGCAUUUGUAUCUAUCAACGGCUGUAUUAAUGAACUGCUUUCAUUUUUAAAGACUAACUUUGAAAUUCAAUUUUAAAGGAUGUUUAAGGAUUGUCUUGGUAUGAAAGUAACUGUAACAUAUAAUAUCACUGUAUUAGAUCAGUUUCAUAAGGCGCAUUUUGGCUAAAUUUUACAUGAGUAAUUGUAAAUCUGUAUCUACUCUAUUGCCAGUAAACUGCAAGCUGGAUGAAUCUGAUAAGCUGUAUUUACAAGAUGAGUAAUUUUAAUCCAGACAGCUUUUAGAGCCACUUAUGUACUUAUUACUACUGUGCACCCACUCGGAUGUAUCUUACGCUUGCAGUCAGCUGAUUUUGUAUAGUACAGUCAGCAAUGUUUUUCGACUAGAGUCAUUGGCAUGUCGCUAAACGGGUUCUUAAAUAUUUAGCUGGAAUUCUAAAUUAUGGUCUUUGUUUUCAAAGAAGUAAUGAUUUAGAUAAUGUAGCUUAUGCCAAUAGUGAUUAAGCAGAUGACUGGUUAGAUCGCAGAUAUACUGGCUAUGUUAUGAAUUGGUGAAUAUGUGAAUUUGAGUAUAUUGCCAUGUAUGUAAAGAUAUCUGUUUUGUUAAGAAUUUCUUGUCCGAAAUAAUUGACAAACAUUUUGAUGUUAUCAUGUACAUAUUAAUGACAGUGCUCAUAAGUUGUUAUUAGACUUAGAAUAUUCCCAUAAUAAAAGAACUUGACAUAUUGUUUUGCGAUACAGGAUAAUAAUUAAUGUUUUUGUAUUUAUCUACAAAUAGUGCUUGCUGAUGUAUUUACUAUAAGCCUUUGUGUAUUGAGAGACAUAUAUGUUUUGUAAAGGGUUUAAAAUUGAAAUGUAUCGAAUGUUAGUGCAUUCAUUCACAUUUGAAAUUUUGUUUCUUCCUUUAUUGAUUUUAUUAACAUGUAUGUACCUGUAUAUCACGGAGCUUUUUAUUACAGGAGCAUAUAAGGAGGAGUGUUAGAAAAAAUAAAUUUUUUCAUUGUUGUCUAUGCUCCUUCCUUAUAAAAAGCUAGGUGACCAUAGACUAAUUCUCUUUUCACAUCUAUAGCGCCUUAAGAUGUAAGUCACCUGUGUCGUCCUAAAUAAUUUUAAUUUAAUCCUCAACUCCGAAUUCAGUAAUUUACAGUCGUUGUGUGAUAUUAACAUUCUACCAUGAUAUAAUAAUAAAUUGUGCAUGACA